AUGUUAGCCGCGAGAGAUCAAGAGAAUCUCGUUCACGCACGCCAAACCGCCGCCGCCGGAAAGCCUCUCAAUCAAGGCGUGCGAGCACUGCAAUCGAAAACUCCAGGAGGUCUGAAGACUCCUUUUCGAGCCGCGCCGCAUGACGAGAACCGCCCCUUGGACCUAAAGGGCCAGAAGACAGCUGCUCAAGAUGUUCCUGGCAAAUUAGACAAGAAUUCAUUUGUUACCCCCUUUGCACCUCGCAACAGAGCACCUCUCGGCGCGAAGACAACCAACGUGAAAGCUCAGGCAUUCCAGACGCCUGCACCGUCAUUGACCACGAAGCAAGGCCCUACUGCCCAGAAGGCAACCACAGUGCGUCGCUCCGGGCGUUCUAAGAUUACAAUUGCCCCUUCGGAGCCCAUUGAAGCGGGUAUCUUGACGGGUCGAGUUGCAAAGGAAGGAGAGCCAGACUUCGGAUACGCCCCACCUCCGCCUAUUGAGCUUCCAGAUCCCCCAUUGGACUUCAGCGAGGAUCCUCUUCUGACGGAGGAGCUUUUGCGAGGUUACGGCGAGCUAUACUGCCAUUCGCCGAAGGACCGGAAUGGGGUCUCAUUACGACUGAAGAGGGAAGAAGAUGAAUACAACCAACACCAAAAGAAACAGGAGCAAGAAAUUCUAGACAGCUGGAACAAGUCCAGCCUCCUAAUUGGUGAGGACGUUGAUAGACAAGUUGAUGCUAUGAUCGCGGCGGGGCCGAAAAAGAAUAGACCGCAGGUGUCCAGAGUAGACACCAUGAAAGCCAGGUCUGCCGUUGCAGCACUGUCCGAGUUGCAGCAUCGAGCACCAAGAGCCGCUAUGAAGCCAACCCAAGCGUCCGAGCAGAAGAAGAAAGGCAUCACUCCUCUCACAAAAGCAAAGCACCCUUCAGUGCCACAGCCCUCACUGUCAACACAGUCCCGCGGAGCUGCUCUAUCCAAAAACACCAUUGGGUUUCCCAAAGCAAAGAAGGCGCCCUCCAUAAUCCCUACAGGGGCUCAAGAUGGAUCGACCAAAAGUGGUUCUACUUCAAGACCGAAAAAGAUUAGCCAUGCUUCCAUUCAUCCCAAGGAUUUUCGCGAUUUGUACGGCUCGCCUCCGGUUGAAAGUGAAAUGUGGUUCCGACUCAAGGAGUACGAGUUGCUGGAGCAGGACAUCUCAAAGGACAACGCCGACGAACCCGAGGACGAGUUGUUCAACACCGAGUUCUUCCCCUUUGAGAACAGUAAACUGGACGAUGACGACUUUCAACUACCUAUGCCAGAAUGA
Molecule: messenger RNA, 1287 nt
Organism: Capronia epimyces CBS 606.96
Lineage: Eukaryota; Fungi; Ascomycota; Eurotiomycetes; Chaetothyriales; Herpotrichiellaceae
Exons: 2
Coding region: 1-1287 (428 amino acids)
Source: RefSeq, a predicted model, not a curated record